GCCUCCGUGCAGACGGAAAAGGAGGUGCGCAGUGUCAGUCGAGCACGGCGGGUGCAACGAGUGAGUGCACUCGCACUGAACGCGCCUCGCGAGCAUGCCAUGGCCUCGGAGUUCUCGCCGAACUGUUUGGGGUGUUCUCACCCUUUUCACAGUUCUGCGCUUCGGAGUGCUGUCGGUGAAGAUCACGCAACUGAAAGUGCCGCGUCUGGUGCAGAACGGCUCGGACGUGACCCUCGACUGCGAAUUCCAGGUGGAGCCGCACGAGUCGCGGCACCUCGAGCUGGUCGUCAAAUGGUUCUUCGGCGGCGACCCUGAGCCCGUGUACCAGUGGAUUCCGGCGCACGGGCGGCCGCAGGGUCUGGGCCUGCUCAAGGGCCGCCUCGACCUCAACUACGGCACCCGCAACGAGCGGGGCAGCGCCGGCAUUCGCAUCGUCGGCGCCACCACAGAGCUCACCGGCGACUACAAGUGCUCCAUCUCGACCUAUGACGGCGAAGACUUCAUGAUCAAACCGAUGAUUGUCUUUGCGCCUGAAACAAAUAUGUAUCUGCAGUAUGGCCGCCCUGCGGAGGACACUUUCAACAUAAGCUGCGUCGCUGAAGGAGUUUUCCCGGAGCCAAGGAUGUUCCUUUAUUACGCGCGACCCGACGUCAAAGACAAGACGGCGAUCAAGGCGGCGUCCCUUUGCGAAACGCAGCAGCGGGAGUAUCCGAUGGAAGGGGUGACGGUGGAGACUGGCCGAAGGGGAGACUCGUUCACCACCAGGGCCUCGGCGGAAGUCGAGGACUUGGAGCACUUUCUCGGCGCCAUCCUCUUCAUCUGCGAGUUGAGAGUGCCGCAAACCGAGUAUUGCCAAAGAAGGGCCAUCAUGUACCUACCAGGAGGCGACGACGAGAGUCAUCAGAUUGACGCCGAGGGCGGAAGUGGAACCGCCGAGCUCAAAAUUUCUGCCCUAUUGGUUGCUGUGAUACCAACUGUAACAAUAUUGUAUCAUAAUUUUUAAAGUGAUUUUAAAUACGAGUAAAUAAAAUACGAUUUCAGAUUAUUUUGCAUAGGAACUGA
Messenger RNA from Neocloeon triangulifer, 1062 nucleotides. RefSeq lists its product as uncharacterized. NCBI's taxonomy places the organism in Eukaryota, Metazoa, Arthropoda, Insecta, Ephemeroptera, Baetidae. The coding region runs from base 95 to 1003 and encodes 302 amino acids. The record is from RefSeq and is a predicted model, not a curated record. The transcript has 6 exons.